Molecule: messenger RNA, 1780 nt
Organism: Trematomus bernacchii (emerald rockcod)
Lineage: Eukaryota; Metazoa; Chordata; Actinopteri; Perciformes; Nototheniidae
Product: NEDD4 family-interacting protein 1-like
Exons: 7
Coding region: 136-768 (210 amino acids)
Biological process (GO): metal ion transport; ubiquitin-dependent protein catabolic process; positive regulation of protein ubiquitination
Cellular component (GO): Golgi apparatus; perinuclear region of cytoplasm; endoplasmic reticulum
Molecular function (GO): WW domain binding
Source: RefSeq, a predicted model, not a curated record
AGCUGUAUGAGAGCACCAAGCAGUCGAGGGAGAAACAGGUUUCCAUUGAGUUUACAGUUCGUAGCCUACUCUUAUAUAAUUUCGUUUUCGUUGGGUGUCUUUCUCUGUUGUUGAUUCCCAGCCGUUCAAAGCGGAAUGGCCGAACCGAGCGGCAGAUAUCAGCAGCUUCCCAAUGAGGAGGACCCAGAGGAGAGUCCACAGGCAGCCGCUGACGCCCCCCCCCCAUACAGCAGCAUCACCGGGGACAAUGCUGCCUUCUUUGACUACAAGGAAGAUGGGGAUUUCCCCAAGCCUCCGUCGUACAACGUAGCGACUACCCUACCUUCCUAUGAUGAAGCAGAAAGAACCAAGGCUGAGACCAGUGUUCCCCUGGUAACCGGAAGAGAUGAAGACUUUGUGGCCAGAGACGACUUUGAAGACGCUGAUCAGCUGAGGAUAGGAAAUGAUGGCAUCUUCAUGCUCACUUUUUUCAUGGCAUUCCUGUUCAACUGGAUCGGCUUCUUCCUGUCUUUCUGUCUGACCACUUCAGCAGCGGGACGCUACGGUGCCAUCUCAGGCUUUGGCCUCUCUCUCAUUAAAUGGAUCCUCAUUGUCCGGUUCUCCACAUACUUCCCUGGUUACUUUGACGGACAGUAUUGGCUGUGGUGGGUGUUCCUGGUCAUGGGCUUUUUCCUCUUCCUUCGAGGAAUCAUCCACUACGCCAGGAUCCGCAAGAUGGCUGACACCUUCUCCACCCUGCCCCGCACCCGAGUCCUCUUCAUUUACUAAACUCUCAAUCCAUCAGAUUUCCAUCAUUAUUUGUUUUUCUCCUUUUCAUUGAAACAUGCGGUCUGGCUUUCUCCAUUCAAGAAGGGAGAAAAGAACUUUUUUUUUAACCUCUGAUUAUAUGAUUUGGACAAUACAUCUUUUGUCUCCUCUUGGUGUGACAUAGUGACUGCUGAGAAAUCAGUAAAAUCCUUCAGUUGUUAGUGGUGAACUGUCAAGUGCUAUUUGCAGUUAUGAAGUGUGUGCUGAUAAAUGAAUGCCUUAUUUACUGCCUGUUGGUAGCAGCAGCAUGCACUGUGCUCCUGUUUAACCUCCAGGGGGCAGUCUUGUUUGUGUUAUCUUUCACCAUGUCUACUACCAGAAGAUGUUUUUUUUUUUUUUCUCAGCCCAGGGGCAGUGGGUCAUUUUGGUGUUAUGGGUUGAUUUACGCAGUGUGUAACAAUAUUUCAAGUUUAAUGUGCAUAUAAUCCUUCUGACCAAUGCUUUUUGUCCCUUGUGAAUUAGUGUAUGAUUCAGGUAAUACGAGACUGAAAAGGGAAAUCAUUAGAUGUUUGGGUUCUUGGGCAUUUAUUCCACAUGUAUUUAGGAAUUAUUACCUUCUAAGCACUAAUCAAGAGUGUUGUUUCCCUAUGGAUAAAACAUGUAUGUCAGCGGAGAUGUAAAGCUGCAAAUAUAGAGUGAUAGUGAUUUAAAAAGCUUCUAGUUACGAGAUUCAAAUGUGCAAAUAGACAUAAUAAAAUUGUUAAAUAAAAGAUUCCGACACCCUAUCUUAGUCACCCCAAUGGUUUCCAAUGAGGAAAUAAUUAUCGUAUUGCCAGAUGUGAUUUAAAAACCCUUCCCUGUGAAGAGGAAGGGAUGUAUGAUUUUUUCCUUUGAUGUUACAAUGAAAUAUCAAAAGAGUCAUUCUGUUCCUGUUUACUCUCAUUCUAGUGGAAGCAGAAUUACUUUUUUUUUUUUACAGCAAUUUUAAAUUAUCUUGCUUGGAAAAUGUUUUGAAAUAAACUGUAAAAGGACA